ACAUAUAUAUCUAUUACAUAGUAAAGUGUAUACAGAGUAAAAUUGCUGCAAACUGUUAAUACAAAGUUCGCAAAAUGUUAAGUUAACAUGCGAGCAAUGAAGCAGCAGCAUCAAACAAAAAAUAAAAAUAAUUUAAAAAAGAUAAUUAUUAAAAAACUACUCGCAAAAUAGGACUAAAGUACUUCAUAGGCUACAUGCUACUUAAUUGUUAUGCAGUUAACAACAAUACUCAAUCUCUAAAUGGAGCUCCACACUCUUUGUCAACUUUCUUGCCAUACGUCGUGCCCAUGUUAAGGAUAACAGAACACAGCUAAAGCAGUACGUUAUGGGAUGCAUCACUAGCACCAACAAACUGAGUGAGCUGCGACAGGAGAAUGUCUUUCGUGUGCGUGUCGCCCAUCUGCAACCGAGUGGGCCGGAGGCACCGAUUGUACGUAGUGGUUACUUGGAAUUGACGCCACGUGAAUUGAUUUUCUUGACGCCUGGCUGUGAGCCUAUUGUGUGGGCACUGCAGCACCUUCGACGGUAUGGCCUCAAUGGGGAUCUGUUCUCCUUCGAGGCUGGACGCCGUUGCAUGUCCGGACCGGGCAUCUACACGUUUCGCAUACACAAUGCCGAGCAACUUUAUCCGAUGUUUCAACGCUAUAUAAAUGCCGUAAAUACGGAUGCCUUUGCCCAAGUGGAACGGGAACGUGAACGGGAUCGCGUGAAUUCCACGCAUUCAGUUUCUGUACUUAUGGGUCGCAGCGAUGUACAGCCGCAUAGCAACAAUUAUCUGGAGCCGGCUCCAAUGCUUGCUCGCACCGCAUUGCAGUCGCAGCAGCAGCACCCAAAUGAUGUAAUUGCCUUGGCUACCGAUUCACCAGAUUCGCUGCCAAAUCUGCAGCUCGUUAAUGCUGACCAGGUCAGCAAUGGGGCACUGCAAUCGCCCAUCACACCGGGCGCCUACAUCAAUACAAAUGCCAAUGUCUACUUCGAUCAGCCGAUGCAGCGCAUACUGCAGGAGCAGAACAGCUGCAACUCACCGCUCCAGGCGACGCCCACGUCUACAAAUAGUGCACUCAGCACCAUGCGAAGGCAGCAGCACCAGCAUCAAAAUUUAGGAGAUAUGCCGCCACAGGAAUCAGCGCCGGUUCUCGCUGAAACGUUACGCCUGUAUGCAAAUGUGGAUCGUUUGCUCUUUGAUAGCGAGCGUUGCUAUGAGAACAUCAACCGGUUGGAUUUGCCCCUGCUGCCACGUGACUCUUCGCAGCAUUCGGUCGCCUCCUCAUCGCAGCAACAGCAGCAGCAGCAGCAGCUACAACAGCAGCCACAGCCUGUUACCCCAACGAGUUUGCCAGGCGUUAACUACAUCGUGCUCGACUUGGAUCAACCAAGGAGUCCGGCGCAAAGCUCACCCAAGCCACACACUAAUAGCUUUGGCAGCGGACUUUCUCUCUCUAAUACAGCGCCCCUAACGCCGGAAGGAAGUAAAGCAUCCGAUGCAACCACACUAUCACAAAACAGAAACUCCACUGCUGGAACAUGCUCAACACAAGCUGCAGAAAUUGUGGUCUCUCAAGGCUAUUCCACAAUUGACUUUAUACGCACCUACGCUUUGAACAAAUCAUCAGCAGCAGCUAACCACGAUAGCGAAUCUAACACCAGUUGCCAGCAGCAACCAGAUCACGGACAGGAGGAAGGGGAGCUACGCAACACGCGGCACAGCAAAUGUAUGCGAAAGGCUUACUCAAUAAGCGAGUAGUGUACAAGCCAAAUAGUCCUCUAACAAGUUGAAAACAAGUAGAAAGUCAGCCAAAAUACCUAUGAAAUUGACGAAUAGAAAAGGAACAGCGAAUUACCGAAUCGAAAAGGAACGAGUGGGCUCAAUGGAUAAUAAAUAAGGCCCAAACGGAUACCGAGUAGAAAGCGAACGAGCGGAGAGUGACGAGAGUGAACUAACGAGUAGAAAGUGAAGAGGAUCCCAAUUCAAUGAGUAGAAAACCAAAAACGUAACUCUUUCAAAAAGGUAGCACAACGAAUUUACCACAAAAGAAAAGAAGCUAGAUAACAAGACAAAGACAAGGGUUCAACUUAUGGCCCAAACCAAGAAAUUAUGGCCAAAUGUGUAUUUGAUUACAGAUAAGCAGUUUGUAUGCAGAGCAAAAUCACACACAA
This is a messenger RNA of Drosophila hydei, 2157 nucleotides long. Its product is annotated as fibroblast growth factor receptor substrate 2. The transcript has 2 exons. Bases 326 to 1744 code for a protein of 472 amino acids. Lineage: Eukaryota; Metazoa; Arthropoda; Insecta; Diptera; Drosophilidae. Gene Ontology annotation, cellular component: cytoplasm. Gene Ontology annotation, biological process: cell surface receptor protein tyrosine kinase signaling pathway. The record is from RefSeq and is a predicted model, not a curated record.